Messenger RNA from Pyrenophora tritici-repentis Pt-1C-BFP, 3041 nucleotides. Its product is annotated as DUF1620 domain-containing protein. The record is from RefSeq and is a predicted model, not a curated record. Gene Ontology annotation, biological process: protein folding in endoplasmic reticulum. Gene Ontology annotation, cellular component: EMC complex. NCBI's taxonomy places the organism in Eukaryota, Fungi, Ascomycota, Dothideomycetes, Pleosporales, Pleosporaceae.
AUGCGUCUCAAUGCCGCCCUCGCCUCCGCCGCCGCCGCUUGUCUGAUCGCGCCGGUAGUGGCCGUGUUCGAGGACGAGGCAUACCACAUCGACUUUCACUAUGCACUGCUCGGCCUGCCCGCCCCCGACACGACCUUUUUCCAGAGGCCAUAUGCCGGCUCAAAGGCCUCACUGCUCUACGCCGUCUCGCAGAACAACACGCUCGGUGCAAUCAAUCCAAAGGACGGUGCGCUGGUAUGGCGACAGCAAUUGCACUCUGCCAAUGCCCACGACCGACCUCACUUGCGGGCUACCGCAGGCCAGGACACGCUCAUCAGUGCAGUGGGCAAUCGCAUCUCUGCCUGGAGCGCCGCUGAUGGCCGUCUUGCUUGGGAGACGAACGUUGCGGAUGCCGUUGUCGAGGACCUCGAGAUGAUGCCACAGCAGCACAAUGGCCAGCCAAUUGACGCCCCCGCCGAUGCCGUCGUCCUCCUGUCCCACCAACGCCCCAGCGUCCAGCGACUCCAUGGCAAGACGGGUCGAGCCAAGUGGACGUUUGACGAUGCGAGCGGUGACACGCCCUUCCAGCUCGCAACCUCGCCUGCCGCCGUCUACUACAUCGCCCUCCACACGCCCAUGCUCGGAGCCUCCAAGCUCCGUGUCACCUCGCUGAACCCCACCACGGGCGAUAAACUCGACCAGUACACUCUCAACUCAGAUGCUGAGAUAUCCUCGCGCGACCGCAUUCUCUUUGCCGGAGCUAACACGGCCGCCCCCCUGCUGGUCUGGACUGACAAGGCAAACAAGGUGCUAAAGGUCAACAUCAUCGGCACAAAGCAUGUCGCUUCCUUCAACACCCCUGCCGACGACACCAUCGAGCGCAUCGUCGUCCAUGCCUCCAGCCAGGAAAGUGCGCCAGCCCAUUUCCUCGUCGAAUACCAGACAGCCGCCGGCCACUCUGCCCAUGUUUACCACGUCAACCCCGCCAAGAACACCGUUUCCAAGGCCUACAGCCUCCCUGAGCUGAAGAUCAAGGGCACAUUCACCACAAGCACAGCAGACGCCAACGUCUACUUUACAAGGGUCACUGAAAAUGAUGUGACUGUGUUUUCGUCUGCUUCGGAUAGUGUCUUGGGCCGUUGGAAGGCGGAGCGUUCAGUCGCACUUGCAGGCGCCUACCCGGUUCACGGACAGUCUGAGCUUGUUGUAAAGGGCGGAGCCGCGAGCGCCAUACGAUCAGCCGUCCUCUACUCUAACGGACAGUGGGCACUCCUACGCAACGAUGAGCUGGCUUGGACCCGUCCCGAAUUCCUGGCCACAACUACCUCUGCAGUUUGGGCCGGCCUACCCGAAGCCGAAGCCCUCGCACAAGCGCUCGCCGACGAAAGCCAUCGCAACCUGGUCUCUGCGUACAUACACCGUGUCCAAAGACAUGUACAGGACUUGGCUUACUUCCCGGCUUGGGCACAGGCCAUUCCCCAGCGCUUGCUCGGUAGUGUGGUUGGGAAACCAAAGGAAACUACCAUCGAUGACAUCCAGCAGGACACCUUCGGUUUCCACAAGCUCGUCGUUGUGGCUACUGAAACAGGUCGUCUUGCUGCACUUGACGUUGGUUCGCGAGGCAAGGUCAUGUGGAAUAUGCAUCUUAGCCAGUUUGCGCCCAAUGCAGACUUCAAACACCCUACCCUCAAGGCUCACCGCGGCUACGUUGAAGUCAGGGAUACCACAUUCCAAGGAUCGCUCUUCAUCAACUCUACCACUGGCGGUCUUCUUUCCUCCGACAACAUUCGGGUAGAGCGUCCACUCGUUUCCGAUGCGCAAAAUCUGUUGGCAUUUGAAUUGGUGGAUGGCACACUGAAAGGAUUUUUGGAAGACCAGCCUGGUUCAGAGCCAGUAUGGAGUUUUGCGCCUGUUGGCAAGGAACGUAUCGUCAGCUACAUCGCUAGGCCGAUCAAAGAUCCCGUUGCUUCUAUCGGUAAAGUGCUCGGUGACAGAAGAGUGCUUUACAAGUACCUGAACCCCAAUCUCGUCUUGGUAUCAACCGUUGUUGAUUCAGCGCGAUCCGCAUCUAUUUACCUGCUCGACUCUGCCUCUGGACAAUUGCUACACACCGUUUCACACAACGACGUGGACACUUCUCGACCCAUUCCGGCUACGAUAUCCGAGAAUUGGUUCGCGUACUCGCUUACAAUUGACUCUGCUUCAGGUGCAUCGUCCCGCGGCUACCAGCUCGUCAUUUCGGAUCUUUACGAGUCACCACUUCCCGACGACAGAGGACCGCUUGGACCCACCACCAAUGCUUCAACCGUACGGCCCUCAGGUGCAAACGGUGAUUCUGUGCAGCCCUAUGUUCUAUCGCAGAGUUACCAAGUACCAGAAGAAAUCGCACAUAUGACUGUAACGCAGACAAGGCAGGGAAUCACUAGCCGUGAGCUGCUCGUAUACGUCCCUGCAACAAACUCUAUCGUCGGCAUUCCACGUGCGGUCAUUGAUCCUCGCCGACCGGUUGGCCGUGACCCCACUGCCCACGAGCAAGCUGAGGGUUUGGUGAAGUACACACCACUCAUCAACUUCGACCCAAAAUGGCAUCUUACCCACAAAUAUGAAGUCAUGGGCAUCAAGAACAUCAUCACAAGCGAGAGUGGAAUCGAAAGUACUAGCUUGGUCUUUGCAUACGGGCUAGACAUUUUUGGUACUAGGAUCGCACCCAGUUUUGCAUUUGAUAUACUGGGCAAGGGUUUCAACAAAAUCUCCAUGUUGCUUACCGUUGUAGGACUGUUUGUUGGUGUCUUGUUCGUUGCACCUUUGGUUCGAAGAAAGCAAAUCAACACUAUGUGGACAAUGUGAUCGAACAACUUGACAGGAUACAGUCUAGAAAAAGAUGGGGGAACAUCCCACAAAGUAGGAUAACCCAGCGACCAAGCAUCCGGGCAGUAGAAGGUGCUCCGAUAGCCAGCCUGAGCCCGAUAAGAGUAGAAUCAGUAAUGUAGAAGUAGUAAGAUACCCAGUACCUCCGGAUGGAGCUACUGAACCCACAGACAGCGAAUGCUUCUGUAAAAGAA